Molecule: messenger RNA, 915 nt
Organism: Lolium rigidum
Lineage: Eukaryota; Viridiplantae; Streptophyta; Magnoliopsida; Poales; Poaceae
Product: B-cell receptor-associated protein 31-like
Exons: 3
Coding region: 1-612 (203 amino acids)
Biological process (GO): endoplasmic reticulum to Golgi vesicle-mediated transport; intracellular protein transport
Cellular component (GO): endoplasmic reticulum; endoplasmic reticulum membrane
Source: RefSeq, a predicted model, not a curated record
AUGUCCCUCACCAACAGCACCUCUGGUGCCCUCUUCUCCAGCGGUGGAAUUGCCGCUGCCAUUGUAACUCUGCCCGCUGGGCAGAAUGGUCACCUCCACAACUUCGCACCCCCACCUUACAGCUCAAAUCCCAGGCCAAAUCCCUUUCCAAUUCUGCCCCCCACCUACCAGCAGUUGGUGCAAACGGGCCACCUCCUCCAGCAGCAGGAUUAUUACUUAGAGGUCAACUCAUCACUCUUGACAGGAUACACACUGUUCCUUGCAUUUGUCAUUGACCGGUUGCACCACUACCUUCAGAAGCUCAUUACUCUAAGGAAAGCCGCCAGCACCUCCAGAGAAGAGGUCGAGAAGCUCCAGAUGGAGAACCGAUCCUUGCGCGAGAAGGAGGACAAGUCUUCCGGAGAGAUCAAGAAGCUUCACCAGGACAUCGCGAAGCUGCGCGAGGACAUGAAGAAGCUGAAAUCCGAGUCGGAAGACCACGAGAGGAAAGCGUCGGAGGCGGAGGCCCACGUCAACGCCCUGCAAAAGCAGUCGGAGGAGCUGCUCCUGGAGUACGACCGGCUGUUGGAGGACAACCAGAUUCUGCAGUCCCAGCUCCACUACAAAGCCUGAAUCAUCAGUUAACCUGCGGUGCACGAAGCGCUCAUGGCCAGGGCUCAUGAUGUGGCUCAUGGCUGUGUCCUUUCCCUCUCUAGCUUAUGGUGUUGUUGUUGGAUGCGGUGUCUAUUUUGUAGUUCUUGAGUGGCAGUUGGUUUUGAGGCACUGAAAAGGUCAGGGAUGGUGAAUUAUUGGAUAUGGGAGAAAGAUCAGAUUUCAGAAUGUGCAUUAUCAUAACUGAUUAGGCCCUGUUCCGAACGCAGGAAUUUGUCUCCAGUUCCUGCAGAAAUUUGAAAAGAUUUUCGAUAUCAUUAUAUU